This is a messenger RNA of Drosophila montana, 3612 nucleotides long. It is a transcript of the gene Nedd4, whose product is annotated as E3 ubiquitin-protein ligase Nedd4. The record is from RefSeq and is a predicted model, not a curated record. The coding region runs from base 203 to 3094 and encodes 963 amino acids. The transcript has 19 exons. Gene Ontology annotation, molecular function: ubiquitin protein ligase activity; sodium channel inhibitor activity; protein binding. Gene Ontology annotation, cellular component: cytoplasm. NCBI's taxonomy places the organism in Eukaryota, Metazoa, Arthropoda, Insecta, Diptera, Drosophilidae. Gene Ontology annotation, biological process: protein polyubiquitination; regulation of dendrite morphogenesis; ubiquitin-dependent protein catabolic process.
GUCGGAUUUUGUCGGGCGUGUUAAGCUGUGAAAGUUCAAAAAUUGUUGUAAUAUUUGUGUGAAAAAAAUAAACAAUCAAUUUAUCUAUAUGUAAAACGGAAGAUGUAAGCGCGAUUUAGUGUUGACACGCGAAUAAAACGAAACCGAAGCGUAUCGUGUAGUUGGCAGUGCAAAAAGAUCUGCAGAUCGUAGGCCUUACACAAUGUCGGCACGCAGCAGCGUUGUGACCGCGUCCUCGUCAACGGCCGAUGUGCCACGCCCGCCGCCACGGCGACGCGCCGCCUCUGUCGCGGGACAACAGCAAUCGCAGCAGCAGCGCCUGGAUUACAACAACGGACACACGCCACGCAGAUCGUUGGCAGCUGUGAACGACACUGGGGACUCGUGUCACCUGCGCAUAGUUGUGCUCAGCGGCAAGUCCUUGGCCAAGAAGGACAUUUUUGGCGCCAGUGAUCCGUAUGUCAGAAUCGAUUUGAAUACAAUCAACGGUGAUAUUAAUAUUGACUCGGUUUUAACUAAAACCAAAAAGAAGACACUGAAUCCAUCCUGGAAUGAGGAGUUCAUAUUCAGGGUUAAACCGUCUGAGCACAAGCUGGUGUUUCAAGUAUUCGACGAGAAUCGCUUGACACGCGAUGAUUUCCUGGGCAUGGUCGAGCUGACGCUGGUGAAUCUGCCCACGGAGCAGGAGGGCCGAACGAUUGGUUCACAGAGUUAUACGCUGCGUCCGCGCAGGUCAGUAGGCGCCAAAUCACGCAUCAAGGGCACCCUGGAGAUAUAUCAUGCCUUCAUACGCGAGACACGCGAACAGAGCGAACCCUCGAGCAACAACAGCGACGGCGAAUGGGAGCAUGUCGAGGCUACAAAUGCCGGCGAGCAAUCAGCACAGCCGCAUCCAUUUCCUAGCGGCGGCACGGAUGCCUUGCCCGCCGGCUGGGAGGAGCGACAGGACGCAAAUGGACGCACAUACUAUGUGAAUCAUACGGCGCGCACGACGCAAUGGGAGAGGCCAACCAUCUUGAAUAGCAACAAUAGCCAAAACGUUGAUCAGCUGGCCUCCGAUUUCCAAAGACGUUUUCACAUAAGUGUGGAUGAAACGGAGUCGGGACGUGGGCCGGAUACCCGCAGUCUCUUGAGUAUAGAGGACAAUAACAAUACAACGCCCACAGCCACGACACCAACACAAAUCUCACGCAGACAGUCGCAAGCAUCAGCUAACAGCAACAACAACAACAACAGCAACAAUUGUGAUACAAUAGUUGAGCAGGCCGAAAUAGAACCCGACCCAAUGGUGGACCAUGCCAGUUUUGUUUACAAUUCACUGCAACAUCGCGACACUGGUAGGGAGCCAGAAAUCUCGUCGACCAGUCUGCAAAACGAUUUGCGACCCGUGCGCCACGCAACUGGCAAUCUUGUCAACGGGGCCAUAACGAAUCUAUUGACGCGCCGCGCCAACGACAGCAGCUUGGGCCGACAGCAAUUGGACAACCGGCAGCAGAGACGACGCCAACUCCAGUUGCAGAAUAGACAAUUGAGUGAAGACACCGAUCACACAGACAGCCACAAUCCCUCAGAGAUCUCAGCUCCGUCCACACGACGCAAUUCCGAGGAAGACAACGCGGCUGUGCCCACGGAUCAAACCGCAGCCAGUGAGGAGGAGGCGCUGCCACCGCGUUGGUCCAUGCAGGUGGCACCCAAUGGACGUACCUUCUUCAUAGACCAUGAAUCACGCCGCACCACCUGGAUUGAUCCGCGCAAUGGACGGGCCAGUCCGAUGCCAAAUCAAACGCGACGCGUCGAGGACGAUCUGGGCCCCUUGCCCGAGGGCUGGGAGGAGCGCGUGCAUACGGACGGUCGCGUCUUCUACAUAGAUCACAAUACGCGCACCACACAGUGGGAGGAUCCACGCUUGUCAAAUCCAAAUAUCGCCGGCCAAGCGGUGCCCUAUUCGCGAGAUUACAAACAGAAAUACGAGUAUUUCAAGAGUCAUAUUAGAAAGCCUACAAAUGUACCAAAUAAAUUUGAAAUACGCAUUCGCCGUACGUCGAUAUUGGAGGACUCGUAUAGAAUUAUUAGUUCGGUGACGAAAACCGAUUUACUAAAGACUAAAUUAUGGGUAGAGUUCGAAGGGGAGACAGGCUUAGAUUAUGGUGGCCUUGCCAGAGAAUGGUUCUAUUUACUAUCCAAAGAAAUGUUUAAUCCAUAUUACGGACUCUUCGAGUACUCCGCCAUGGAUAACUACACAUUGCAAAUCAAUAACGGCAGCGGUUUGUGCAACGAGGAGCAUUUAAGUUAUUUCAAGUUUAUUGGCCGCAUAGCUGGCAUGGCUGUAUAUCAUGGCAAAUUGUUGGAUGCCUUUUUCAUACGUCCCUUCUACAAGAUGAUGCUGCAAAAGCCAAUUGAUUUGAAGGACAUGGAAUCAGUGGACACUGAAUACUAUAAUUCAUUGAUGUGGAUUAAAGAGAACGACCCGCGCAUUCUGGAGCUGACAUUCUGUCUGGAUGAGGAUGUGUUUGGUCAAAAGAGUCAGCAUGAACUCAAGCCUGGCGGUGCCAAUAUUGACGUGACCAACGAAAACAAAGAUGAAUACAUUAAACUUGUCAUCGAGUGGCGCUUUGUGGCGCGCGUUAAGGAUCAAAUGACUGCGUUCUUGGAUGGCUUUGGCUCCAUUAUACCGCUUAAUCUAAUCAAAAUCUUUGACGAGCACGAACUGGAGCUGCUGAUGUGCGGCAUACAGAAUAUUGAUGUUAAGGAUUGGCGUGAGAAUACGCUAUAUAAGGGCGACUACCACAUGAAUCACAUUAUUAUCCAAUGGUUCUGGCGCGCCGUUUUGUCAUUUUCCAACGAGAUGCGCUCUCGCCUGUUGCAAUUCGUGACGGGAACAUCACGUGUGCCCAUGAAUGGUUUCAAGGAGCUCUACGGAUCGAAUGGUCCACAAAUGUUUACUAUUGAAAAGUGGGGCACACCCAACAAUUUUCCCCGUGCACAUACCUGCUUUAAUAGAUUGGACCUGCCACCCUAUGAGGGUUAUCUGCAGCUGAAGGAUAAGCUUAUCAAAGCCAUUGAGGGCAGCCAAGGAUUUGCCGGUGUUGAUUAAUAACACCGGUCCUGUCUGCGACGGCGUUGGCAAUGUGGUUGAUAGUGCCGAGCUGUGGCAAACAGUCCAGCAGUUAUAUGAGGAGGAGCAACAACGGCGACAAACUACAUCACAGCAAGGACAACGGCAACAGCAACAGCAACAACAACUGCAGCAACCGCAACAGGGCAACCGCAUUGCAAUUACUAGGAACACCACCGCCACUCACUCGUGUACUUAUUUGUUCGUUUGCUUUUGUAUUAUAAUCAUUUUUGCUAGUUUAGUGCUGUUUCGUAUGUAUUUUUAGCUAGGCGAAAGCACACACAGCACAUACACACAUACACACACACACACACACACACACACACACACACACAUUCGCUCCAGGGGCAGACCCAAGGUCCAAAUUAUUGGAGCAGACUAUACAAGCCCAUAACAACAAAUUGAAGGGUCUAAAAUAAUUGUAUUGUGUUUCGCAUUUUGCCGAAGAAAAAAAUUGUAUAAAGUAGAGAACCUAUAUAAAACCACAAUAAAUUAAA